Messenger RNA from Solea solea (common sole), 11769 nucleotides. RefSeq names its product CUB and sushi domain-containing protein 1-like. Lineage: Eukaryota; Metazoa; Chordata; Actinopteri; Pleuronectiformes; Soleidae. The record is from RefSeq and is a predicted model, not a curated record. The transcript has 74 exons. Bases 1 to 10731 code for a protein of 3576 amino acids.
AUGCUUUUGUUCCAUCUCUCUCUUCCAGCUGAAUCUUGCGGUGGCGUUGUCCAAGGCCUGAAUGGCACGAUAGAGUCGCCUGGUUUCCCCCACGGCUACCCCAACUACGCCAACUGUACGUGGCUGAUAAUAACGGGGGAGAGGAACCGGAUCCAGCUAACCUUCGUCACGCUGGCGCUGGAGGAAGACUUUGAUAUUGUAUCAGUUUACGAUGGACAACCAUCGCCUGGCAACUUGAAAAUGAGGUUGUCGGGAUUCAUGCUGCCUUCCCCUAUAGUCAGCAGUGGAUCUAUAUUGGCCUUGUGGUUUACCACAGACUUUGCCGUCAGUGCUCAGGGCUUCAAAGCUGUGUAUGAAGUCCUGCCGAGCCAUACAUGUGGCACCCCCGGCCUCAUUCCAAAUGGCAUCAUCCAUGGUUCGAGGUACAACAUGGGGGACAAGAUCCGCUAUAGCUGUGAGUCAGGGUUUGUUUUGGAAGGACACAGCAUCCUCACAUGCAUUGUAUCACCUGGCAGUGGAGCACAGUGGGACUUCCCUUCACCGUUUUGCAGAGCGGAGGGAGCAUGUGGCGGCACAUUACGAGGCACCGCGGGUUCAAUAACCAGUCCCGGUUAUCCUGCAGAGUACGACAACAACCUGGACUGUACAUGGUCAAUCCUCGCUGAACCCGGGGACACCAUUGCUCUCGUCUUUAACGACUUCCUAUUAGAAGACAAAUACGACUUUCUGGAUAUCAGUGGGACAGACGCGCCAAGCAUAUGGUUGACUGGAACAACCUUGCCCUCACCGGUGAUAUCGAAUAAGAACUGGCUUCGGAUACAUUUUACCUCAGACAGCAACCAUCGAAGGAAAGGAUUCAGUGCUCAAUACCAAGUCAAGAAAGCAAUCGAGCUGAAGUCCAGAGGAGUGAAGAUGAUGCCAAGUAAAGACUCAAGUCACAAAAAUGCUGUCUUGAGUCAGAGCGGCCUCGCUGGAGACGUGUGUCCAGAUCCUGGAGUUCCAGAAAAUGGCAAGAGGAUGGGUUCCACCUUCCAAGUUGGCUCCAGCGUCCAGUUCAGCUGCGACGACAGCUAUGUACUGCAAGGAUCUAAAAGUAUCACCUGCCAGCGAGUCACUGACACACUGGCAGCCUGGAGCGACCACAGACCCAUCUGUAGAACUCGCACCUGUGGCAGCAACCUAAGGGGGCCCAAAGGGGUCAUAACUUCUCCUAACUACCCUGUUCAGUAUGAGAACAACGCGCACUGUGUGUGGGUCAUCACUGCAAUGGACUCUGGGAAGGUGAUAAAGCUCUCCUUUGAAGAGUUUGACCUGGAAAGAGGAUACGACACGCUCACCGUGGGCGACGGGGGGAAGAUAGGAGACACUCGGCGAGUGCUCUACGUACUCACUGGUUCCAGCGUUCCUGACCUCAUCGUCAGCUUGUCCAAUCAAAUGUGGCUUCAUCUGCAAUCAGACGACACAAUCGGCUCGGCGGGGUUUAAGGCCGUCUAUGAAGAAAUAGAGCGGGGCGGCUGCGGUGACCCCGGGGUGCCAGCGUUUGGGCGUCGCAGUGGCGAUCGCUUUCAACAUGGUGACGUGUUGACCUUCUUUUGCCAGUCAGCCUUUGAACUCGUGGGAGAAAGGACCAUCACGUGUCAGCACAACAACCAAUGGUCGGGGAAUAAACCCAGCUGUGUCUUCUCAUGUUUCUUCAACUUCACGGCUCCUUCGGGGACAAUAUUGUCCCCAAACUACCCGGAGGAAUACGGGAACAACCUGAACUGUGUGUGGUUAAUUAUCUCUGAACCAGGAAGUCGAAUUCAUCUUCUCUUCUCUGACUUUGACCUGGAGCCACAGUUCGAUUGGUUGGUGGUCAAAGAUGAAGGUCUGUCUGAGCCAACGACGUUUGGAACGUUCUCAGGGAAAGACGUCCCGUCACAGAUCGCCUCCAAUGGACACAUCAUGAGACUGGAGUUCCAGUCGGAUCACUCGAACACGGGGAAAGGCUUCAAUAUCAGCUACACGACAUUUGGUCAGAACGAAUGUCACGACCCAGGUGUUCCCGUCAAUGGUCAGAGGUUUGGUGACCAGUUUCAGCUGGGCAGCUCUGUGGCCUUCCGCUGUGAUCAAGGAUUCAUCAGAACACAGGGAUCAGAUCAGGUGAUGUGCAUCAUUCAGGACGGAAAUGUUGUCUGGUCUGCAGCUGUACCUCGAUGUGAAGCCCCAUGUGGAGGCCAUCUCACAGCUGCCACUGGUGUUCUGCUGUCUCCUGGUUGGCCUUCCUUUUAUAAAGACUCUCUCACUUGCCAGUGGGUGAUUGAAGCCCAGGUCGACCACGCUGUGAAAAUAAACUUCGACAGGUUUCAGACUGAGGUCAACUAUGAUACACUGGAGAUCAGGGAUGGCCCCUCCACCUCCUCCCCACUGAUUGGCGAAUACCACGGCACCCAAGCACCUCAUUUCCUGAUUUCCACGUCCAACUUCCUGUUCUUGUUGUUCACCACAGACAACAGCCGCUCGGCAGCAGGCUUCAGCAUCAGAUAUGAAAGUGUGACAAUGGAGUCAGACUCUUGUCUCGAUCCUGGUAUCCCAGUCAACGGUCGUCGCCAAGGCAGCGGCUUCUCCAUUGGCUCCCAAGUCUCAUUUACAUGUGACGCCGGAUACACCCUGAGCGAUCAGGAGCCAAUCGUGUGUGAGCAGAAUCAUCAGUGGAGUCACGCUCUUCCCAGUUGUGAUGCUCUUUGUGGAGGCUAUGUUUAUGGUAAAACUGGGACUAUUCUGUCUCCUGGCUUUCCUGACUUCUACCCUAACUCUCUUAACUGCACUUGGACUAUAGAGGUGCCUCAUGGGAAAGGAGUCCAUCUGGUUUUCCACACUUUCCAUUUGGAGGAGAACCACGACUACCUGACCGUCACCGAGGAUGGGAAUUUCCUGAUCCCAGUGUCUCGACUCACUGGCUCUGUGCUGCCCCCUAGUGUCAAAGCAGGACUUUUUGGGAACUUCAGUGCUCAGCUACGAUUUAUAUCAGAUUUCUCCAUGAGUUAUGAAGGCUUUAAUAUCACUUUCUCAGAGUACGACUUGGAGCCAUGUGAGGAUCCAGGUGUACCGGCAUUCAGCAGGAGGAUGGGAUUCAGAUUUCGAGUCGGUGACUCGCUGGCAUUCUCUUGUUUCCAUGGCUACCGACUCGAGGGAGACACCAAGAUCACGUGUCUGGGAGGAGGCAGACGAGUCUGGAGUAACACACUACCUCGAUGUAUAGCUGAAUGUGGAGCCUCCUCGCUUGGACCAGAAGGCAUUCUCCUUUCUCCAAACUUUCCUUCCAACUACGAUAAUAACCAUGAGUGCAUUUACCGCAUCACCACUGAAAAGGGCAAAGGAAUCAGGCUGAAAGCUGAGAGCUUCUUGUUGCAAGAUGGAGACUAUCUCAAAGUAUAUGAUGGAGAGAACACUUCAUCCCGUCUCCUUGGCAACUUCACACGCGACGGCAUGCUGGGUCAUGUCAUCAACAGUACGUCCAAUCACUUGUGGCUGGAGUUCAACAGCAACGCCUCUGGAACGAAUCAAGGCUUCCGCCUCUCAUACACAAGUUUUGACUUGGUGCACUGUGAGGAACCAGGUGUCCCCAGUUAUGGCUACAAGAUACAGGACGACGGUCAUUAUGCCAACACGUUUGUCCUCUACUCCUGCAACCCUGGAUACAGUCUCCAUGGCAGCAGCACACUCACGUGUCUCAGCGGGGACAGACGUGUCUGGGACAAACCACUUCCUUCCUGUCUUGCUGAGUGUGGAGGUCACAUCACUGGAGCGGUGUCUGGACGGAUACUGUCUCCGGGAUAUCCUGCUCCUUAUGACAAUAAUCUGCACUGUACCUGGACAAUAGAGGCUGACACAGGCAAGACUAUCAGUCUCCACUUUAUCGUCUUUGACACCGAGAUCGGCCACGACAUCCUGAGAGUUUGGGACGGUCCAUCUGAGCCGUCGGACAGGGGGAUCCUUCUGAAGGAAUGGUCCGGCCCAGCCUUACCCGAAGAUAUUCACUCAACUUUCAACAUACUCACACUGCAGUUUGAUUCCGAUUAUUUCAUCAGCAAGCAAGGCUUUUCCAUACAGUUCUCCACCACUACAGCGACGACCUGCAACGACCCCGGCAUCCCGGUGAAUGGCUCUCGAUACGGCGACAGCAAGGAGCCCGGGGACAGCAUGACCUUCCAGUGUGACCCUGGUUAUCAGCUGGAAGGUCAGAACACCAUCACAUGUGUGCGGAUGGAUAACAGAUUCUACUGGCAACCGGAUCCUCCGACGUGUAUAGCCACCUGUGGGGGGAACGUCAGCGGACCGUCUGGAGUCAUUCUGUCUCCAAACUACCCUCAGCCUUAUCCCGCUGGGAAAGAAUGUGACUGGAGAGUCCGAGUCAACCCUGACUUUGUCAUCGCCCUCAUCUUCAAAAGUUUCAACAUGGAGCCAAGUUAUGACUUCCUGCACAUCUACGAGGGUGAAGACUCUAAUGGGCCAUUACUUGCAAGUCUCCAAGGCAACCAGGCCCCAGAGCGAAUAGAGAGCAGUAGUAACAGUCUCUUCCUGGCAUUCAGAUCUGAUGCCUCAUUGGGCAUGUCUGGCUUUGCCAUUGAAUAUAGAGAAAAACCAAGAGAGGCCUGUUUUGACCCCGGUAACAUAAUGAACGCCAGUCGCACAGGUUACGACUACAGACUGGGCUCUCAGGUCUCCUACAACUGUCACCAUGGCUACACAACUGUGGGCGGGGACACCAUCACCUGUGUCAUGGGCCAUGAUGGAAAGCCUGUGUGGGACAAGGCUCUACCUUCGUGUAAAGCUCCAUGUGGCGGACAGUAUGGUGGAUCAGAAGGGGUUGUUUUGUCUCCAAACUAUCCUCUCAACUACACUACCAGACAGACUUGCUCCUAUUACAUCACUGUGUCCCCACAGUUCGUGGUGUUUGGUCAGUUUGCCGUCUUCCAGACAGCGAUGAACGACUCCGUGGAACUGUUUGACGGAGCCAAUGAAAACGCUCGAUUACUGAGCUCCCUGGCCGGAUCACAUUCAGGAGAGACGCUUCCAUUGGCAACUUCCAAUCAGAUCAUGUUGCGGUUCAAUGCCAAGAGCGGCCAGUCGGCUAGAGGCUUCCACUUUGUCUACCAAGCUGUGCCUCGCACCAGUGACAGUCAGUGCAGCUCGGUGCCAGAGCCUCGGUACGGCAGACGGAUAGGAUCCGAGUUCUCGGCUGGCUCUGUGGUUCGGUUUGAGUGCAGUCCGGGGUAUCUUCUGAAAGGGUCCAAUGCUAUCUGGUGCCAGGCCGUACCAGGUGCCCUCGCACAAUGGAACUCAACAACACCAGCCUGUAUAGUUCCCUGCAGUGGCAAUUUGACCGAGCGUCGCGGCACAAUACUGUCUCCCAGUUAUCCUGAACCCUACCCUAACAGUCUCAACUGUCUGUGGAGGAUCCAUGUCAGUGAAGGGGCCGGAAUACAGAUCCAAGUGAUGACUUUUGCAACUGAACACAACUGGGACUCUCUGGAGAUCUACGAUGGAGGAGACAUGACAGCCCCUAAAUUAGGGUCAUUUUCUGGGACUACAGCCCCUGCUCUCCUCAACUCAACAUCAAACCAGCUCCUACUGCACUUUCAAAGUGAUAUCAGUGUGGUGGCGGCGGGUUUUCACCUAGAAUACAAAACUGUUGGUCUUACCACCUGUCCAGAGCCAAUGAUCCCGGCCAAUGGCAUUAAAAGUGGAGACAGAUAUAUGGUCAAUGAGGUGGUGGCAUUCACCUGUGAGCCUGGAUACACGUUGCAGGGCCACUCUCACAUUUCCUGCAUGCCUGGCACUGUGCGCCGAUGGAACUACCCACCUCCUCUUUGCAUUGCUCGCUGCGGCGGGAUCUUGUCUGAGAUGAGUGGUGUCAUCCUGAGUCCAGGUUUCCCUGGCAACUACCCCGGCAACCUGGACUGCACCUGGCAAAUCACCUUGCCAACUGGAUAUGGAGCCCAUAUUCAGUUUCAAAACUUCUCGUCUGAAGACAACCAUGACUUCCUGGAGGUCAGGGCUGGACCACAGCACAGCUCUGCUCUCAUUGGACAGUUUACCGGUUCACAGAUUCCACCUCCGCUGCUGAGCACUACCCACCUGACAAUUAUCCACUUCUACAGUGACCACUCCGAGAACAGGCCGGGAUUUAAACUGACCUAUCAGGCUUAUGAAUUACAAAACUGCCAGGACCCCUUUCCCUUCCCUAACGGUGACAUCAUCAACAGUGACUACAGUGCCGGCCAAUCCAUAACUUUUCAGUGCUAUCCCGGCUACGUUCUGAUUGGACACCCAGUACUGACGUGCCUGCACGGGACCAACAGGAAGUGGAACCAUCCAUAUCCACGCUGCGAGGCUCCUUGUGGCUAUAAUGUCACAGCGGAAAAUGGCACCAUCUAUUCACCACAGUACCCCAAUGAAUACCCCAACUCCCAAGAUUGUACCUGGCUCAUCACUGUCCCCCAUGGACAUGGAGUUUAUAUCAACUUCACCUUAUUGCAGACGGAGCCUGUCACUGAUUACAUUGCUGUCUGGGACGGCCCAGACACGUCUAGCUCUCAGCUUGGAGUCUUCAGUGGUAACACAGCGUUAGAGUCUGCAUACAGCACCAGCCCGAAGGUCCUGAUCCGCUUUCACUCGGACUUUUCAACAGGAGGCUUUUUCAUCCUCAAUUUCCACGCUUACCGACUGAAGAAAUGCCCUCCUCCUCCUGUUGUGGACAAUGCAGAGGUGAUCUCUGAAGAUGAAGACUUCCAGAUUGGUGACAUUGUGAAGUAUCGCUGUUUACCUGGAUACACGUUGGUUGGGAAAGCAGAGCUCAUGUGCAAACUCAACUCUCAUUUGCUCUUUGAAGCUCCGCCACCGUCGUGUCUCGCCCAGUGCCCAGCCAACGAGGAGCGAUCUUCGUCAUCGGGAGUCAUAUUAAGCCCUGGGUUUCCUAGCAACUACCCCAACAGCCAGACGUGCUCCUGGCUUUUACGUAUGGUUGCAGGUUUCACCAUUAACAUCUAUGUGGAGAUGUUCCACAGCGAGAAGCAGUUUGACGAACUCGAGAUCUUUGAUGGAUCCUCAGGACAAAGCCCCCUGCUUGUUGCACUAAGUGGUAACCACUCAUCUCAGCUCAACUUCACGUCCAAAACAAACCAGCUCUAUCUACGAUGGUCCACAGACCAUGCAACCAACAAGAGAGGAUUUAAGAUAAGAUAUUCAGCUGCUUACUGUAGCAUUAAUGAUCUCCCAGCAAAUGGGGGUGUGGUCAAUCGAACCAGACUCCGCCCUGGUAGCCGGCUUCAGUUCUUUUGCAACCAUGGUUACCGCCUCGUGGGGUCAGCCAAUGCUACCUGCAGGCUCCAUUCCAAUGGGCUUUUCCAGUGGGACACACCGCCACCUUUUUGUCAAGCUAUCUCGUGCGGAAUCCCUCAGUCACCAGGCAACGGGAGCUUCCACGGUUACCAGUACACAGUCGGUACCCAGGUGACCUACCACUGUAACCACGGUUACCACCUUGACCCCGGUGCUCCAAUGACACCAGAGUGUUUGGAGGACGGUAGCUGGAGUAACGCUGCCUCAGCACCCAGAUGUCUACCGGUUCACUGCCCGAGCGUUGAGGGCAUCUUGUCCGAGCACACGACCUACCACCUGCUCUACGGUAGGCAGGGAGAGUUUGGUUCCAUGGUGAUGCUGGAGUGCUCAACAGGAUACUAUUUAGGUGUCGGGCAUCGGACACUUCGCUGCCUCGCCAACGGCACCUGGGAGGGAUCGGAUAAUCCAGCUACUUGCAAGAUCAUCUCCUGCGGUGAGCUCCCUUCUCCACCCUUUGGGACCAAACUAGGGAUGUUGACCACAUUCGGAGCAACUGCAAUCUUUAUGUGUAACCAUGGCUACACCCUGGUGGGGUCACAUGUCAGAGAGUGCGGCGCUAAUGGGCUGUGGAGUGGCGCAGAAACCAGAUGUCUCGCCGGUCACUGUGACUCUCCAGAUCCUAUUGUCAACGGACACAUUAGCGGCGAUGGGUCAAGCUACCGUGACACAGUGGUGUACCAAUGCAUGUUAGGAUAUCGUUUAAUUGGCACAUCAGUUAGAAUCUGCCAGCAGGACCAUCGGUGGUCUGGAAUAACACCUGUCUGCGUCCCAAUCACUUGUGGUCACCCCGGAAACCCAAUCAACGGGCGGACCAACGGCAGCGAGUUCAACCUCAACGAUGUCGUCAACUUCACCUGCAACCGAGGUUACAUCCUGAGCGGGAACGCUCGAGCUCAGUGUCGUCUGAACGGACAGUGGAGCAGCCCCCUGCCCGUCUGCAAAGUGGUCAACUGUUCUGACCCGGGUCACGUGGAGAACGGUGUGCGCCAGUCUGGCCUACGUUACCCAGAAGUCUUCAGCUACGGCGUGAGCGUGGUGAUCCACUGCAAACGAGGCUUCUACCUGCUGGGAUCUGCGCUCCUCACAUGUCAACAUGACGGACGAUGGGACCGGCCAAUCCCUCGCUGCCAAGCGAUCUCCUGUGGAGAUCCCGGCAUUCCCCCUAAUGCAGUCGUGUCUGGAGCCAACAGCUGGACGUAUGGUUCAGAGCUGCACUACUCCUGCCUGCCUGGAGGGGUGCUGGUGGGCAACGUUACUCGCCACUGUCAGGAAGAUGGCACAUGGAAUGGUUCGCCGCCUUACUGCACAGGUGUAAGUCCAGGAGUCUGUGGAGACCCGGGAAUCCCUCCCCAUGGUGCCCGUCUGGGAGGUGAAGAGUUUAAAACCAAGAGCUUGUUGCGUUUCAGCUGUGAGGCGGGAUACAGUCUGACCGGCUCAGCUGAAAGGACCUGCCUUCACAACGGCACCUGGAGUGGCACGCAGCCUGUCUGUCAAGCCGUAUCCUGCGGUAACCCCGGCACCCCAGCUCACGGCAGGAUCGUCUUCAGUGACGGCGUCACCUUUGGCAGCUCGGUGGCUUACGCGUGCUGGGACGGCUUCAAAACAUCGGGCCUGACCAACAGGCACUGCACGACUAAUGGCACCUGGACAGGACAACCCCCAGACUGCACUGUGAUCACUUGUGGAGACCCUGGGCCUGUAGCCAAUGGGAUCUAUAUCGGAAAGGACUUCACCUUCAACCACACAGUGACUUAUCACUGUAACCCCGGUCACCUGAUGGAACCACCUGGACUUGGAUGCAGCGUCCUGCGCUGCACCAAAGAUGGAACCUGGAACCAAACCAAACCCAGCUGUAAAGUGAUCCAGUGUGGCCCUCCUCCUCAAGUGCAUCAUGGGAAAGUGGAAGGGACUGACCACUCGUGGGGAUCGAGUGUCAGCUACAGCUGUUUCCAUGGUUACCAGUUGUCCACUCCCGCCGUGUUAAGCUGUGAGGGGAAUGGCACAUGGACAGGAGAUGAACCCCAGUGUCUGCCUGUCCUCUGUGGCGAUCCUGGCUCCCCCGGAGGAGGAUUCAGAGAGGGGAACAGUUUUUCAUAUAGGUCAGAGGUCAGGUUCUACUGCCAUGCUCCCUACCUGCUGGUCGGCUCUUCCCUCCGAAUCUGUCAGGCUGAUGGAAUUUGGAGUGGCCAGCAACCAGCCUGUAUAGAUCCAGCCUUCAACAGCUGCCGUGACCCAGGAACUCCGGCCUAUGGUAUCCCAGUCAUGGCCCAGGGCUUUCAGGUUGGCAGUAAAAUUUCCUUCAAGUGCCGCAAGAACUACCACAUCCUCGGAUCGACCACAAGAACGUGUCUAGAGAGUCUCACGUGGAGCGGAACUCAACCCGAGUGCAUCGCCCAUUCCUGCCGACAGCCAGAGACGCCCAGUAAUGUAGACGUCCGCUCUAUGGAGCUGCCUACCCUGGGAUACACGCUGAUCUACACCUGUCAAGAUGGUUUCUAUCUAGCUGGGGGGUCUGAGCACAGAAACUGCAGAAGUGAUGGGAGAUGGUCAGGCAAACCCCCACUCUGCAAAGUUGGAGUGAAAGUCAAUCCCAAAGGCAGAGGAGAAUCAGAUGUCCAGAAGAACAAGAUACGUGUUUCCAUGGAUGUCUUCUCUCCAAACUCUGAGUGGAGCGGUUUCUACGAGUAUCUGGGAAAGAGACAGGCCACCACGUUGACAGUUAACGGGUUCAAUGCCACCAGUGGCAGAGUUAACAUCACAUUACUGGAGACCAGCGGAGUGUCAAUCAGACUGUCAGGUACUUAUAAGUCAGAGGAAAAUCAACUGCUGUUGAAAGUCUACCAGGUGAAGGGUCCAACAGAGCAUUACUACAGCAAGUUUAAAAACGACAACUGGGCAAUGGAUGGAUAUGUUACUGCAGAAUCAGACCAGAAGACGUUUGUUUAUCAGGGCCAUAUUCACAGUAAAGACUUUGGAAAGUUCCAUCUAAUGAGACAAGGCCCCGUUACCAUGGCAAUGGAUCCAUCCAACCCCUACACAAACAGCAGCUCUGUGGCAGCAGCCAUCUUAGUUCCCUUCUUUGCCCUCAUCCUGUCUGGAUUUGCCUUCUACCUCUACAAGCACAGGACGUUGUCCGCUGACACAGAUGACAAUGAGAGACCAAAAGACACCUGGGGGCCUGGCGGCAGGACACGUCCAAAGGUCCAGUUCAACGGCUAUGUCAGCCAUGAGAGCUCCAACGGUCAGGCAUCGUUUGAAAACCCAAUGUAUGAUACGAACAUGAAACCUACUGAGGCUAAGGCAGUUCGCUUCGACACCACACUAAAUACAGUCUGCACUGUGGUAUAGUCCAGCAAACCUGCCACUUUACAGUGGUUUAGUCCAACCUCCAUACUGCAGUGUGCAGUGUGGUUUAACCAAACAAACAAAAAAGACAGAACAAACUCGUGUUUUGGAUGUGUCACAGUGAGCAGUCUGUGUUGUAGCAUGCUGGUCCCUCAUAGGUCAGCGUAACCUGCACAGUCACGCAGCUCCGCUGUUGCUCUGCUCCUGAACAAUGGUAUCAUACGCCACUCCCAAUAGUCUGAAAGCGAUAACGAAGUUGGAACCAACCAACGAGGGAGUAGACAGUGACGUCAUCAAGUUAAAUGAAGUCUGUUGUUCAGGAGGUCAAUACUGGGACCAGAAUUCUUCUUAAGCACCAAGCAGUGCUGAUACAGUGUCACCUGACUGACUGCAAAAACAAUGACCCAGCCUUCUUAUGGAAAGGGCUUUUUAUUGCCUCUCAAAUUCCCUCCCUGCAACUUGAAUCAUGGUUUAGCCCAACCUCACCCCUUACCCCCCCCAAUGCUAAAUUUGCACAGUGGUAUAGGCUUACUAACUCCUCCUGCUGUAGGCCAGACAUGGGUUUGACCACUGCAAGGUUCUACCCUCAGGGGAAGCACAUAGACUAUUCCACCUCACUGCUCCCUCCAGAUGUUGCAUAGUAAUUGGACGAUUUCUAUAAUAGGUCAACAAAAGGAAAACAUCACUGGUGCUGGACCAAAACCUCCCGCUGGACUUCCAUCGAGCUGCACUUGACGGGACUGGACUCUGAUUCAGUGACAACUCAAAGAGUCUGUUUUCGUGAAAUUGGAUAUUAAUUGUGAAUGCUGACGACCAAACGCAGUCAAUGCAGGCACAAGUUCAUCCAGACCAAUUCUUUUACAGAACGUGACCCUCAUAUAAGUAAAUUAAUACCCGGGGUGGGAAACCAGUGGAAUAUGACAGAUUGAGAUAACUAUAGCAGGUCAAUUUGAAAUGUUUUAGCCUACACUUGGAACAGAAUGCGUGCGGUUUAAUAUAGCAGGACAAUCACAGAGUAUGGUAAGUUGUUUGUUGUUUGUU